AUGAGCGGUGUUGAACCUGAUGAUGGCUUGCUUGCCUACGGUAUACCUUAUCCGCCGGCUCUCGACGAUACAAUUACAUUCAGUGAUGGAAGCGCAGAGCCUGCUGACUGGGAAAUAUACGCGAAAUACUACGGUGCUAGAUUUAAGCCCGGCGGGAAUGGGUUUGACGUGCGGCUCAUCAACUUUAAUGAUCCCUCUGGAGAGGGAAAGUAUUUUGAAGAAGACUGGCCUUACGAGUAUCAGCUAGGGGCUCCAGAUGACAGGCCUGAUGGUUGGGAUCCGCCGAUUCAAAAAUGGGGCCUGAAACUACUAGAUGCAGCCGGGUUCAUCAACAAUCCGACACAGGAAGCCGUCUCGUACAUGGCACCUUACGGCAAAUGGGCACCUGAGAGACAAAAGUACGAUUUGUCGAGAGAAAACGUCCAUCCAGUGUUCAGAUGCGCCAUGUGGCCAAACAUUUCCCAACUACAAUACGCGGCGAUAAUGCCAGCCUUGCUUCUAGCAACCGCAUAUCUCGACGAUCCCAAGACAUUGUGCCUCUUCCAUGCGAUAUCUACUCCUUCCAGUCAGAUGACUCUCUUUCGCGAUGAAAAACUUGGGUAUUGCCAAAGAGUACAAAUUCCGGCCACACUAUCCGAAAUCGAGCAGAAGGCCGUGUUUGACAAGAUGGUUGCGAUGCGCGAAUACACAACCUUCAAUUGGGCAGACGACGAAGGACCAGAUACCGUGCACGCGAUUGCGUGGACAAGUCCACGUCUAGAUGCGAAAAGAAGAUACAUCCCUGCUUCAGGCCCGUAA
Aureobasidium pullulans EXF-150 is the source of this 798-nucleotide messenger RNA. RefSeq lists its product as uncharacterized. Bases 1 to 798 code for a protein of 265 amino acids. The record is from RefSeq and is a predicted model, not a curated record. Lineage: Eukaryota; Fungi; Ascomycota; Dothideomycetes; Dothideales; Saccotheciaceae. The transcript has a single exon.